GCUGACGUAGGCGGGGGGUCAGAAAUUAUCAUUCAUUGAGUGAGUGAGAGAGAGGGAGGAAACCCACACUCAUCUGAUAGUCAUUACGAUUUUGGAUCAUAAUAUAGCGUGUUGCACAGUGGGCUAAGAAUAAAAGCAAGGAAAUAGUCAAAAUGGUCGGGGCAAGUUUCGCAGCAUUGGUAGUGACCAUCUGUGUGGGUGUGGUCCACCCUGCCCCUACUUCAGAAACCACAGAGACGAUAGACAUGUUGAUGCCUAACGUCAAACCACAGACGCCGGACACGUAUCUGUGCCAGUCUUUCAAGAUUGAGGACGCACACAGAUAUAUCAACGUUGGCUUUGACGUGGGCCAGGACACCGACAUCAAGUAUCUGGUGGUGCAAGUCCACUACAAGAAUGUGACCAAGUUCCUGGCCCCUCAGAACGGGGAGGACAAUUCCGGACUCUCCUUGGAGACGACUAAAGUGCCGACAAAAAAGCAAGCAGGUGUCUACCUGAUGGUCACUGGUGGCUACAUUGCACCACACACAGUCGAUUAUUUCGAAACUGCCUGUCCCUUCCAAGAGAACAUUGAGAUCGUGCCAUUUGCUUUCAGGACUCACGCCCACUCUCUAGGCCGAGUCAUCUCUGGCUACCGAGUUCGUGACGGAGAGUGGGCCGAGAUUGGCCGGAAAGACCCGAGACUGCCCGAGAUGUUCUACAAUGUGACCACCCAGGGUUUGACGAUCAAGAAAGGAGAUAUUCUGGCUGCCCGGUGUACCAUGGAGAAUGGUCUCGACCACGAGGUAGCUAUUGGUGCCACUCAGAAGGACGAGAUGUGUAACUUCUACGUGAUGUACUACGUGAACAAGCCUCCCAUCCUCUCCCAGCACACCUGCUUCAAGCCCGGCCCGCCCUAUUGGUUCUGGACAGACUACCCGGACCAGGAGGCCAUCAACGUGGACAACGUGCCCGACACUGCCAGCGUGAUCCCCGGCCCAGAAAAGCUCCUAGUCCGUAACGGCACCACUCCCUGGUACCCUGAGUCGCAGCAAAUGGCGGGAAUGCCUGGAGAGUUUGAGGACUCCAGUGUUGAUGACGUCGUAGAAACGGCAAUCCGCGAUAUGGACCCAGAUGAGCUGCUGUUCUUGGUUCAGGAGCUAGCGGAAGAGGAAGAGGAAGAAGAGGAGCGGGAGAGGGCGUGGCAACAACGCCAGUUUCUGAGACAGAGACAGAUACAGAGAGGCGGGCCCAUCGACUCGUACCAGCCUCUGUACUGAGCGCAAAUUGUUCCUUACAACUUACAGAGGACAGACUGAUUAGAAGAAACAGCGCACUCUGCCCUUCAGAAGUCAAAGGCAGAAGGCAGGAAAUUCAAUACUCCUGAGAAAACGGAUUUAAGCAGUGAACUGGAAAAUGUUCACGGUGAAUUUGGAAUUGUAACCUACUUAUGUUCAUAUUGUCUGUGAGUGGCAGGGCAACUGUGUGCCAUUACCUGGCCAAAGACGUUUGUUAUCUCUUUAAUGAUACCCAACCCAAAGAGACCAAAACGUCUGCCCUUGAUAUCUUUAACGCAGAUAAAAAUAUACCUUACAACCUGUCUUUUUUUUCUAUCAACUGACCAGUGGACUUUGAUCAAGUACUGUAAAAAUAAAGGAACACUACACAACACACGACUGUUGAAAACUCUAGGCACGCUGCUCUGUAUUGUGGUCUUUCAGCUUUAAAAAAGUAAUGAGCUUUGGUUUGAAGAAAAAUUACGACAGUUUUGCAAUCGUGUAAGCAGUUUCCUUUUCUUUUAUACACCCUUUUCAUGGGUAGGAAAAGGGGGCGUAGCUUGCUGUGUUUAGGUGAAAUCGUACAUUCCUCAGAGGGAUAUUUUCUUCCCGACCGCGGAGCUUUGAAGCUUGGUGAAUACGGGAAUGACAGUUAGUAUUCAGUUAGUGGGACGAUCUGGUUGGGAGUUUCAUCGUCUUCAUGUAUUUUUUUUAAUUGGGUGGAGAGUGGUAAAAUAAGAGAGAAUUUGACAAAGGUUAACGAGCAAGGGAUUAUUCAAACAUCGUAAUAUACUACAAAUGGCUUGAGAUCUUAUUCGUGUUGGAACUUGGCGCGAAAACACUCAGUUUGAUGUAUGUAUUUGGGUAAUACAAGUAGUUGUAAAAUUUGGCUUGGCACCCGAAUGAACCCCGACUGAAACUUCACUUGUUUUUCUUUCUUGUCUCUUCGUGGCAGUUCAGCGUGUUGCUCAGCAAUACGUAAAUAUCCCCCCUAAGUACACUGUGCUCUAUUUCUGCUGUAAUGACAAGAUUGUUUUCGUGGGAUCUCCAAAUAUUGACUAAACGUAUUUGAGAAUCCAUCCCCUCUGCGCUUGCGUGUCUGCUAACUGUUGUGUUGGGAGUGUACAAAAAUAAAACAAAGAAAAGGAACACAGCCAA
Molecule: messenger RNA, 2414 nt
Organism: Aplysia californica (California sea hare)
Lineage: Eukaryota; Metazoa; Mollusca; Gastropoda; Aplysiida; Aplysiidae
Product: probable peptidylglycine alpha-hydroxylating monooxygenase 1
Biological process (GO): peptide metabolic process
Cellular component (GO): extracellular region; membrane
Molecular function (GO): peptidylglycine monooxygenase activity; copper ion binding
Source: RefSeq, a predicted model, not a curated record